This is a messenger RNA of Rhodamnia argentea, 1129 nucleotides long. Its product is annotated as thioredoxin-like protein CDSP32, chloroplastic. Gene Ontology annotation, molecular function: oxidoreductase activity, acting on a sulfur group of donors, disulfide as acceptor. The record is from RefSeq and is a predicted model, not a curated record. NCBI's taxonomy places the organism in Eukaryota, Viridiplantae, Streptophyta, Magnoliopsida, Myrtales, Myrtaceae. The transcript is spliced from 2 exons. Bases 84 to 989 code for a protein of 301 amino acids.
UGAACAAAAACUGCUCUGUUCUCUUCGAACGCCCACUUCUUCUCCAACCCUCAACUCUCUCUUCCUCUCACUCGCUUCAAUCAAUGGCUGCAAUCACCAACUUCCUCCUCUCCAAACCACCUUCAUCACCGUCUCUCCCCAAGCAGCCAACCCCUCUCUUCUUCCGCCCCGCCACCAUCCCCUCUCUUCUCACCAAGCUCAGCCCCCGGCUCGUCGGCAGGCCCGACUGCCCUCGCGGCCUCACCUUGAGGGCCACGGCCUCCACCCAGAAGUCGUCGUCGCCGCCGGCUAGCGACGAGCGAGUCCAGCAGGUGCACAGCGCGGAGGAGUUCGACGAGGCGCUGAGGGCGGCGAAGAACAGGCUGGUGGUGGUGGAGUACGCGGCCUGCCACAGCGAGAGCAGCAGCAGGAUGUACCCCUUCAUGGUGGAGCUGAGCCGGCAGUGCAGCGACGUGGUGUUCCUGCUGGUGAUGGGGGACGAGUCGGAGGCGACCCGGGAGCUGUGCCGCCGCGAGAAGGUGGACAAGGCGCCCCACUUCACCUUCUACAAGUCCAUGGAGCGCGUCCACGACGAGGAGGGCAUCGGCCCCGACCAGCUCGUCGGCGACGUCCUCUACUACGGCGACAGCCAUUCCGCCGUCGAGCAGCUCCAUUCCAGGGAAGAUGUGGAGAAGCUGAUCGAAGGGCACAAAGCCGACCACAAGCUGAUCGUCCUCGACGUCGGCCUCAAGCACUGCGGACCGUGCGUGAAGGUGUAUCCGACGGUGGUCAAGCUGUCGAGGCAGAUGUCCGACUUGGUGGUCUUCGCCCGAAUGAACGGCGACGAGAACGAGAGCUGCAUGCGGUUCCUGAAGGACAUGGACGUCAUUGAAGUGCCCACCUUCUUGUUCAUCAGAGACGGCGAGAUCCGCGGGAGGUACGUCGGCUCCGGCAAGGGCGAGCUGGUCGGAGAGAUCCUCAGAUACCAAGGAGUUCGCGUCACGUACUGAGUUCCCCAUUACUUUUCGAAACGCGAUAGAUUAUCGAUCGAAUUUUCAUCACAAACGUCGGUAGUUAUACUCCCCAAAUUGCUGCUUAUGAAGUCGACAAGAGACCGUGACCUCGUACUGAAAGGAUUUAGCUCUUCUUG